AUGAUACAAAUGUGUUAUAAUUUUAAAGAUUAUUACAUUGAAAAUCAUCAUAAUACUAAUAUUUUGAUAGCUUUAUUCACCACUUCAAGUGCAAGAUUAAGAUUAUAUGAGAUGUUAGAUAAAUUAGAUAGAGCUGUAGUUUGUUAUGAUACCGACUCUAUUUUCUAUAUAGAUAAUGGUAUUAAUAAAGUUAAAACAGGAACAAUGUUGGGCGAAUGGACUGAUGAAUUAGGUGAAAAUGUACAUAUAACAGAUUGGGCAUCUACAGGUCCUAAAAGUUAUUAUUAUAAAACAAAUGAUAAUACAUUUAAAACGGUUAUAAAGGGUUUUACUUUAAAUUAUCAAAAUUUAUUAAAACUUAAUGGGGAAGCAAUGAUAAAAUUAAUUGAAGAAAAUAAUAAAAAUAUUAAUAUAGAAUUAGAAUACAAACAAAUAACACGUGAUACAAUUACUAAAACUUUAGUUAUUAAAAAUGUUACAAAAAAAUUCUCAUUUGAUUAUGAUAAAAGAAUAAUAUUACCAGAUUAUGAUACAAUACCAUAUGGUUACAAAUUAUAA
Molecule: messenger RNA, 558 nt
Organism: Macrosiphum euphorbiae (potato aphid)
Lineage: Eukaryota; Metazoa; Arthropoda; Insecta; Hemiptera; Aphididae
Source: the annotation of a GenBank genome assembly